AUGCGAACCCCGACGCCACGCACUGUGGACUGUGGUUUUGCGCAGGAGCAAGGCAUCAAGCCCCCGCCUCCCAAGUACGAACCUGCCAGGCUGGGGCGGUCGAUCAGGGUUUUGGUGAACUACUUCUUGGUCGACUGCCGUGCCCAGGAGGCGCUGCACUAUUCAACAGAAGUCAAUCAGAUAUUUGACGAUGCACAAGGGGGCCAGCAGGUCAUCGAUUUCAGGCUGAAGGCUGAAGAAACGCGCCCAGUAAUUAGGCAGCUUGCUGACCAACAGCGCUGGGGCCACACUUGGGUGUAUGAUGGCAAGCAUGCCAUCUACAGCACGGAAGAGAUUUGUCCAAGAGAAGAGACAGCAACCAAUGUGACCAUAUCCCGUGGAAGAAGGCAAAGGAAGUACCAGGUCAAAAUGAAGUUGGUGGCGCCUGUGGCGAUUCGCUCUUUAUUCGAGUUCAUCCAAGGGAGAGCAGACAGGCUGCCACAGGAGGUCUUGCAGGUCCUGGACAUUGCCCUUCGACACACACAACAAAUGAAUCCUGCAUGUACCGCCCACAACGCCAACUUUUUCUUCCAAUCCCAGCAAAGGGGCAACAGCCUUGGGGGUGGUGCGCAGGCCUGGAUGGGAUAUUACCAGAGUUUGAAGCCGUGCAAGGGUGGUCUGGCUCUCAAUGUGGACACUGCAUGCACUGCCUUUGUUGACAGCUGCUUGAUUUCUGACAUUCUGCUGGAUAUUGGGGCCGAUGAGCACGCAUGUAAAAAGAUCAAGUCAAAGCUCAAGAAUGUCAAGGUAGUGUCCAUCUUCGAUGAAGACAAUGUGCACAAGUUUAAGUGCAUUGGCAGGGACCGACCAUGUGAGUCUAUGUUCUUUCACAAGCACUCCAACAGGGACAUGAGCGUCCAGGAGUAUUUUGAGACAGUCAAAGGGAAACGUUUGCGGUAUCCUGACCUCCCGAUAGUGGACUGCUCUACCACAAAGAAGCCCAUCUUCAUCCCAGCAGAAUUCACCAGAAUUCUGCCAGGCCAGAAGGUUAAGGGCAAGCUGAAUGCUCAGCAGACGGCACAAAUGAUAAGGAGUGCCACACAAAGGCCUCUUGAAAGGAAGGAGUAUAUUGAGGAUGUGCUGAGACGCAUUCAGUUCGACGAUGACCCCACAGUUGGGGCUUUCGGAAUGCGGGUCAGCAGUCAGAUGCAAGAGAUUGAUGCACGAAUCCUCCCCCAUCCGCACCUGAAAUACAAGGAUCCACCAUGCAUGGACGUGGGGACUCAGGGCGUAUGGAAUUUUACCCGAGGGGUGAGCUUCUUCAGGCGUGGCAAAAUCAACAGUUGGGCGUUUGUAUCCUUCUGUGAUGAGCGUGUUGUGAAUGAUCCUGGUGAGACUGGACUAGAUGUGUUCAUGAAUGCGUUGAUCGACGUCUUGAGAAAGACAGGGGUUAAGUUCCAAGGUGGCCCUGUGGUGCACUACGCACAAUUUCGCUUGUCUCCAAGAGAGGAGAUCCUGCAAGCCAUCGACAAGGCCAAACGCCACUUUGAGGACAAGGAGCCCAACAUAAUCAUUUGUCUGUUGCCAAACAAUGCUAAGGAGAUCUACAAGAGUGUGAAGCUGACAUGUGACGCAACAAGGGGGAUUCCAAGCCAGUGUAUCUGCGCUCCAAAAGCAGGCAUUGGUCAACUGCUUAAAGGACGAGACGAACAUGCAAGGAGAAGAGGGCGUGACCAAUACUGCAACAACCUCGCAAUGAAAAUCAACACGAAGCUCGGUGGCACUAAUUGUGCAAUUGUCGAUGUGCCGAAUUCUGGCAUACCUAUUAUUGGUCAAGAUAAAGCAUUCAUGCUUCUGGGCGUCGAUGUGUCUCACCCACAGAGCCAGGAAGAAUCUGAGCCUUCGAUCGCUGCUCUUGUUGCCAGCAUGGACCCGGCUGGCUCACACUAUGCAUGCCGGGUAAAAAUCCAGCAGCAUGGCCAGGAGCUGGUUAACGAUUUCAAGGAGCUGGUGAAAGAACUCCUACUGGAAUUCUUUAAACACAACAACCGCAUGAAGCCGGAGAGCAUAAUUGUCUACAGGGAUGGGGUGUCUGAAGGGCAGUUUGAUGCUGUCCUCUCCAACGAAUAUGACUGCAUCCGAACGGCUUGUAUGGAAAUGGGGAAUGGCGAUGGCACGUACUGCCCUCCCAUUACCUUCAUCAUAGUCCAGAAACGACACCACACUCGGCUUUUGCCUGCUGGUGGCAGCACAGAUCGCAGUGGGAACGUGUUGCCUGGGACUGUGGUGGAUACAGCGAUCACCAGCCCAGCAGUGUUUGAUUUCUUCCUCAACAGCCAUGCUGGCAUUCAAGGGACAAGUCGUCCAUCGCAUUACCACGUCCUCGUUGACGAGAACAACUUUGGACCUGAUGCCGUUCAGCUUAUGACCUACUGGCUGUGCUACCUGUAUUGCCGCUGCACCAGGUCUGUCUCUGUAGUUCCUCCUGCCUACUACGCUCAUCUCGCUGCAAUGAGAGCACGACUGCUUGUGGAAAGGGACACCUCUGACGAUGCGAGCUCGGCUAGUGGUUUUAGCGGAGCGCCACAGUUUGCAAAUUUCCACGAUAGUCUCAAGAACGUCAUGUUCUACGUCUGA
This is a messenger RNA of Ostreobium quekettii, 2616 nucleotides long. The record is from the annotation of a GenBank genome assembly. NCBI's taxonomy places the organism in Eukaryota, Viridiplantae, Chlorophyta, Ulvophyceae, Bryopsidales, Ostreobiaceae.